AUGAAGUUUGGGGUACAAAACGAAGCAAGUGUGGUCAAACAGAUGAGGGGCCAAAAAAGGACAAUGGAAGAAGGAUCCAGAGACUGGAAAUUCCAGAACUUCUCUCUACCAAAAAAUAGGUUGUGGCCACACAUCAGUAGCACCAAAGGCUGGUAUCAGACAAUUCUUGAGCCUCUUCCAGAUCACAGAAGGAACUUUGCUGAGGUCCUCGAUGCAGGGAAAUGCCACAGUGAUGAUGACUAUGAAGACCCUGAGCUCCAGCUGCUAACGGCAUGGCCGUCAAUGAAGAUUUUACCAUCCCGGCCCAUAAAGGAAUCUGAAUAUGCAGAUACCCACUAUUUCAAGGAUGCGGUGGAGGCUCCUCUUCUAUUGCAUGCCAAGACUUCUGUCCCUGCUGAGAGGCAAACCUGGAACGCAGGGAUGAAGCUUCGGGAAGAAGUGGACAAACCCAUCUCCAAAGAUGUCAGAAGCCAACAUUUUAAAGGGACAAAAUCCACAAAGGUGAACAAGGUCCCUUUGCCGCCUCCUCGACCCGUCAUCACUCUCCCCAAGAAGUACCAGCCCUUACCGCCAGCACCAGCGGAGGAGAGCAGCACACCCUCCCCUCAGAGACACAUCUUUCCAGAGGUCCAGCCGGGACCCAGGUCCUCGGAGCAGAAAAAGGCAAAGGCAGAAUUUUCUCACCCAUUACGAAACCAAAGCACUCAGAAGAGUCCACCUGCCAUGUCCAGCCCUUCCUUUAUACCAGGCAAGCAUGAUGUACAAGACAGAGACCAUAUGGGCACCAUGCAAUCCUGUCCUCAGAGAUGCCAGCCUCCAGUCUGCCAUGGUUCCCAUGAAUAUGCACUGCCCUAUGAAAACACAGUCCAGGGAAAACCGGCCUCCGGAAGGCCUGACAGGAAGGAUAUCCAGAAGAAUGAAUGGUACGUUGGAGAAAGCAGCCGCCAGGCAGUAGAGGAGGCGCUAAUGAGACAGGACAAGGAUGGUACUUUUGUGGUCCGAGAUUGUUCCACAAAGUCCGCAGCAGAACCCUAUGUCUUGGUGGUGUUUUGGGGGAACAAAGUCUACAAUGUGAAAAUCCGCUUCCUGGAGAGGAAUCAGCAGUUUGCCCUGGGGACAGGACUCAGAGGAAAUGAGAAGUUCGAUUCCAUUGAAGAUAUCAUUAAUCACUACAAGUCUUUUCCUAUUAUACUAAUUGAUGGGAAAGACAAAGCUGGGGUACACCGGCAACGGUGCUACCUUACCCAGUCACUGCCUUUCACUGGGCACCUCCCACCUCCGUAG
Molecule: messenger RNA, 1284 nt
Organism: Nannospalax galili (Upper Galilee mountains blind mole rat)
Lineage: Eukaryota; Metazoa; Chordata; Mammalia; Rodentia; Spalacidae
Gene: Clnk
Product: cytokine dependent hematopoietic cell linker
Exons: 17
Coding region: 1-1284 (427 amino acids)
Biological process (GO): cell surface receptor protein tyrosine kinase signaling pathway; intracellular signal transduction
Source: RefSeq, a predicted model, not a curated record